Xiphias gladius (swordfish) is the source of this 4775-nucleotide messenger RNA. It is a transcript of the gene pias2, whose product is annotated as protein inhibitor of activated STAT, 2. Gene Ontology annotation, molecular function: SUMO ligase activity; transcription coregulator activity; zinc ion binding. The transcript has 14 exons. Bases 482 to 2005 code for a protein of 507 amino acids. The record is from RefSeq and is a predicted model, not a curated record. Gene Ontology annotation, biological process: regulation of transcription by RNA polymerase II; protein sumoylation. Lineage: Eukaryota; Metazoa; Chordata; Actinopteri; Istiophoriformes; Xiphiidae.
UGGCAUCAGCCACUGCACUAUGGGCUCAAAUUAAGGUCAAAAAGAUUUUGAGCUUGUUAAGUGAUGUUCACAAAUAAUUCCAAGUUUAUAGUUGUAAAUACAUCUUUGUAAACCUGUAAAAUAAAUCUGCAAGAUAAAUUACCAAGAGCUUCAGCCAUCGUUGCGUUUACAAGACAAGAUGUUAGAAUAAGCCCCCAUGAGCAGUGCUACUUCUUUAUCCUCUUAUGCUGAACUGAGGGCAGACUGGACGCUACAGUGACUUACUAUGGCACAGUAGUUUUACGAGACAGACUGGGCUGGGGCUAGCUGGUUAGCAUGCUAACCUCAAUAGAAGAAAAGAAGUGAUAGAAAUAGAAGCAAACAAGAGUUCAUAUUGCCGUUGCUUCCCACAGCUGGAGGCAUCUCUUGGAGUCAGUCCUGUAACACAGACUUCAGCCUGUUGACUGGUGAAACAGCCGUGUGGCACGACACCAAAACCAGCAUGAAUCUCCAGCAGCCAGCCCCUCUCAUCCCCCCUGUCCACCCUGAUGUGCAGAUGAAGCCCCUGCCCUUCUAUGAUGUGCUGGACAUCCUAAUCAAGCCUUCAAGUCUAGGAGCGAGUACUGCACAGAGGUACCACCAAGAAAAAUAUUUUAUCUUUGCCUUGACACCACAGCAAGUUCGAGAAGUAUGCAUAUCCAGGGAUUUUCUACCAGGUGGCAGAAGGGACUAUAUGGUUCAAAUUCAACUGAGGUUUUGCUUGUCAGAGACAAGUUGCCCUCAAGAGGAUAAUUACCCCAACAGUCUUUGUAUAAAGGUCAAUGGGAAACUUUUUCCUUUGCCAGGUUAUGCACCACCACCAAAAAAUGGCGUAGAACAGAAGAGACCAGGAAGACCUCUGAACAUUACCUCCCUUGUCCGACUCUCAGCUGCAGUACCCAAUCAAAUUUCAGUGACAUGGGCACCUGAAAUUGGAAAGACCUAUUCUAUGUCUGUGUACCUGGUGAGGCAGCUGACAUCACCACUGCUGCUGCAGAGGCUGAGGAUGAAAGGCAUCAGAAACCCAGACCACUCCAGAGCACUAAUUAAAGAGAAGCUGACAGCAGAUCCAGACAGUGAGAUUGCUACAACAAGCCUUCGGGUCUCACUUAUGUGUCCGCUGGGUAAAAUGCGACUGACAGUGCCGUGCCGGGCGGUGACUUGCUCUCACCUGCAGUGUUUUGACGCUGCCCUCUACCUACAGAUGAAUGAGAAGAAACCCACCUGGAUCUGUCCUGUGUGUGACAAGAAGGCUGCAUAUGAGAGUCUCAUCAUUGAUGGUUUAUUCUUGGAGAUCCUGAAUGACUGCUCAGAUGUGGAUGAAAUCAAGUUUCAGGAGGAUGGAACCUGGUGUCCCAUGAGACCAAAGAAAGAGGCAGUCAAGGUCCCCUCUCAGUCAGUUCCAAAAAUUGAGACUCCUUUGCGCCAACUGUCAGUGGUCCCCCAUUCUAGUGAACCCAGCUCUACUAAGAAGGCUGAUGUGAUUGAUCUUACUCUGGAAAGCUCCUCCUCUGAUGAUGAAGAGGACACAGACCCUCCACUGAAGAAACGCUGCGUUUACAUUUCCAAGAACAAUGAGGUGCAUGCAAAGGGAGUGUUGACCUACCAGCCCACUGUGCGCAUGCCAAACGUCCAGUCCCUGGACCCAUCGUAUCUGACCUCUACGCUUGCAGACUAUGCAGUCCCCUUCCACCCAUCCACCCUGGCCACCAUCCCCACAGAUAUGCAGAGUCUGGAUUUGUUUUCAUUAAUUCAAGCAGAUCCUCAGCAUUACCGGCCUCAAAUGUUCCUGGAUAACCUGACGAGCAGCAUGCAAAGUGCAGCUACAGUCAGCAGCAGCUCAGCCCUGGUCUCCUCCAGCAGCCACUAUGACACCAGCCCCCACGCUGCCAGCUCCAUCCAUGAAACCCGGGUCAUCACAGGAGGAGGUGGGAGCAAUGGAGGAGGGACUGACAGUAGCAUAUCAGAUAUCAUUUCACUAGACUGAGCCACGUCUCACUGGACCUUUUCAGGCCUAUAUUUUGUGGCCUUUUUAGUCCGGACCACAUGUACAUGACAUGUUAAGUUUUUCAUGGAAGCGCCCAAAUUGGUAUACAUGAGCACUUUGAUGGCCUGAAAAUUUUCACUAGGCAUGUUUCUUUUUGCCCUUUGGUUUUUUUCAAAUGCAAAUCGUUUCUUCAUCCUAUCUGCUAUGGGAGCAUUAUAAAUGGUUUUAGGGCCAAGCACAAAGUUAUGAAUUGUCUUGAAGACAUGAUGAUUUCCCAAAUGUGUGACAGUGAAUUGCCAUUUCUUUUGAAGCCUCUAGACUUCAGCAUUUGAGAAAUAUUCUUUUUUGUUUUCAAACCCUUAAAAACAUUAGCUCCAAACAAAAGAGUGUGUUUUAGCCUUAUAGUCAAGUAUUGCCUCGUGUUUUAGCUUUGGUUUAGUCCAACAUUCCCUGGUGUUUUAUCUCUGGUUUGGUCUGCCACCUCUGUAGGAAAAUCUCUGUCUCCCUCUGCCUUGCUAGAUGUUUCACUCUCUUCACCAGCCACUCACUGAAUUCAGCUCUGUGCCAUUGUGUGUUGUGCAAGGAGCUGAUUGGAAUUAGUGGAACUGGCAACCCUUUCACAUUACAAAGAGUAAUUCAUGUCAGUGUUCAAAAAUAUUGCCUUAAUUAUUAUUUUUCUUCCUAUUUUAUCGUACAGUUUCAUGACCUGUACAGCUGGUCUUUUGGCCAUCCACACAUAAAUGCAGAAAUAUCCUUCCAUCCUCAGCUCUGUAGAGGUCUUCCUGGCACAAAUAUAAAUGUCUAACACUUUUUUUUUAAAAAUACUUACAAAAUUGAACUCUUCAUUUAUACCAAUUUGCUUGCUUGCACAUACAUGUAUAUCUGACUUCAGUUUAUUCUGACCUUGUUGACCUGACCUGUGUGCCUCAUUAGCAUGGAAAAGAGUCAGGAUGAAUAGAAGAAGUCGGACUAACAGCAAGAUUUUGUUCCAUACAACAUCCUUGUAUGUGAAUGAAUGGUUGGAAAUAGGAAUGCCUUCUGUGAAAAAGACUUGUGGACUGACUGUUGACUGUGGAGGUGUCUGACCUCCUCACACACCGUGGAUGGGGCUGUUUCUGGCUGAUUUUACUUUAUCUGCUGUAUCUGCUUUCGAAACCCUGUUUUGGCUUUCAUGCACACUGAUUGAAACCUGGAAGGCAGGUCAGUAAUUCAAAUAUUGUCAUUGGCUCGAAUAGUUGUCACUCAAUACUUUGAUGGGGUUUGUUACAGGACAGCUUUUAUGUCAUACCAACGUGAUAUUUGUUCCUUCGUUCCAUUGUAAUUCAAACAGCAAUAAUAAUGUAACUAGUGUUAGGUUAAAUAACAUUGUAAAUGUAGUUCAGAUACUCAGUAAAUGAUUCAACCAUACCACUCUGCCACCCGGCUUACCAAAUCAAAUUUCUUUCCUUUGUGUAUGAAUCAUUUAUUUGCAAAUAUAAAUUGCAAACAUGAUUUUGUUUUGUUGGAGAGAUACACCUAAAAUAAUGGUUUAAGAUGUAAGCAACUCCACUCUUUUGCUUUCUUUCAGCAAGACAGAUGUUCAGAUGGUUAUCAGUCUCACGUUGUAAGUACAGAGCUAGAGUCAGGGUGUGGUUAGUCUAGCUUAGCAUAAUGACUGGAAGCAGGGGGAAACUGCUAGCCUGACUAUGUCCAAAGUUCAAAAACACACCAAACAACACCUCUAAAGCUCAACAUGUUGUAUCUCAUUAGUUUGCUCCUUACUCAAUCAGAAAUACAAAAACCACAGUUUGUGGUUUUAGGGGGAAUUAUGUGCUGCCCAGGACUAGCUGUUUUCCCCUGCUUGCAGUCUUUAUGGUAAAGUAACCAAAUUGUGACUCCAAUUCUGUAUUUAACACACAGACAUGAGAUUGACAUCCAUCUUCUCAUUUCACUCUUGGAAACAAAGUUAAGUGUAUUUCCCAAAACAUUGAACUUUUCCUUUAAAUUUUCUCAAACGUGCAUCAGCUUUGACAAGUAUGAGACAGUUCAUUGGAUUCCGAGAUACUGUAAAGUGUGAAGUUCAUUCUGCCAAAAGGUGGACUUUCUUCCUUUCAAUUAACAUUUAAAAAUCCACUUGGAAAUUCUUCUGAUCUCUGACCUCUCUACUAUUUUUGUCUCAUGUUUUAUGUUGAUGAUGCUUUGUGUUGGUAUGGGAUGGAUGGAUGUAACAUGAAUGUUUGCUCUUAAGUAGCUACACUUAAGCCUACUUUCUAACAGUUGACAGCAGGCAUAAAACAAACAAUGAUGAACGGGGCAGCUACUGUAUCAUAACUACAUUAUGGAUCGCUUGUGGACUCCCAGCCGUCAGGAGCUCAAUCUCAGGGACACACACUCCGCUUUUCUGGGCUUGACAGACUCGUUGAAUUAAAGUACAGACACAUAGAAAUAACACUGUUAGCAUUUGUAACUGAUAUACAGAUGGUAAUAAAGAAGCUAGGCUAAUGUGUAAGAUUUUUAAAUCAGUGUAUCUCUUUUAUUCAAACACCAUGGUAAUGAAUGUUGAUAUUUACAAGUUUACAUGUCAAGGCUGUGAUGAGGGUCAGUCCUCCCAAAUUACAAAAAGGAAAUGAAAGCUCAAUUAGCUCUAGUGUUAUGUAGUUAUGCGGAUGGUAUGGCUUUAUGUAAACAGGGUUUGAGAUGUCUGUCUGAGAUUUCAGUCGCCACAGAAUUAAGUCUGUAUUUAUGUAUUGAAAAAUGCCAUUUUAAAAAAAAAAAAAAAAAAAAAAAAAAA